CAAGAUUGGGACAGGAUGCUUCCGUAUGUACGUCUAGCUUUGAACACGUCAGUACAUAGGAGCGUUAAUCAGACUCCUCUGUAUCUUCUCACAGGGAGAGACGGUUAUUUCCCUGCCAACCUAACUAAUUUCCAGGAAGCAGACGAAGAUGCCGCCAGGAUGUUGAGAGAGGGACUCCGUGAAGCCCGCGAUGCUGCAAUACAAAGUAUGCGGAGCGCCAAGGAAAGGUGGGCUCGGGAUUAUGAUAAGAAAGUCCGGUCAAGAUUUCGGCCACAGGUGGGAGAGCUGGUGUUAGUCAAGAUCAUUCGCCCGAUUCGGCCACGUCGUAUAGCAGCACUGGCGCCAAGGUGGAGUGGACCGGUGAGAGUCAUCAAGCAGAUCGGGCCAGUUAAUUACGUCGUACAGGACCCCUAUACGCCGCAUCAGGAGCUAAAAUGCCACAUCAACCAGUUGAGAAGAUACGUGCCACGAGAAGAAUCCAGUGAUGCAGAACCACAACAGAGGCCCGAAGAGGAGGAAGACGACCCAGAUCAACCGACCGAGGAUGAAAGUGAUCGACUUCAGUUCGAGGAUGGAGAAGAUUUGGCAGACCCCGAAGUCCCAGGCCCGAGUUCGAGAUAUGACCGACCAGACGAGGAAGAUGAGUCGGUCCUGGAAAGUGCUUCGUCGCAGAAAAUAUCCACUUCAGUAACGCAGAAUAUUGGCAGCAGUAAAUGAUAAGCAACUCUUUUUCACGUCAACCAGGGGUUGCCGCGCUUGUAGGGGGAGGAGUUGUAGUGAUUGACCUCGUCGAUCAUUGGUCAUCACUUCAGGAG
Molecule: messenger RNA, 815 nt
Organism: Penaeus chinensis
Lineage: Eukaryota; Metazoa; Arthropoda; Malacostraca; Decapoda; Penaeidae
Exons: 2
Coding region: 16-717 (233 amino acids)
Source: RefSeq, a predicted model, not a curated record